AUGAUGUAUGCAGCAUACGGGGGGCAUACUCCUGAUGCUUUGCCAGCAUCAUAUCCCCAUGAUGUCUUUUUCGACGACUUAUCAACGCAAAUGGCCAUCACACAGGCGGCUAGACGACUAUCAAGAGGCUCCGGAGGGCAGCAGCGUUCAGGAACUGCCAUGCGAAUAUCGAAACCAAAUAGCGCCAGUAACAGCCCUAGAUCCUCAACCAUGUCGAGCCGGAGACGAACAAUGAUGGGUGGUGACGCAUGGACAGCUCGAAGGCAGCAACAGGUACUGGAUUAUCUUGCUAUUCCUCAAAAUAUCGACGCAGUACCAUCGAGAAAGCAAUCAUCCAGACCUCUUAGCUGGCACCCAUCGUCGUAUAAUCUGUCCACACCUCAACAGGCGUUCCUGCAACAACAACAACAUCACCAACAAGCUGGGUUUCCUUUCCCAACGCCUAGCAUGUACGGCGCGUCGGACUCCCAGGAUAUAUAUGGUAGCCAAGCUCAGUUUUCCCCGAUGAUGACGUCGUAUUCCAACGGCACAUCUCCUUCAUCUACGUUUUCACCAUUGCCUUUAUUCCCCCCUUCGGAGAGUGCACAGUUUGUGCAAUCUGAAGGAUGGGAGGCGUCUCAGCGGUCUGGUCAUUUGUAUUCUGGCAACGACAGUCAAGGCACCAGUGAACCUUUUCCCAUACUGGGAAGCUCGUCCAACACGAAAGGCACAAACGCACAUGGCCUCGAUUGGAACACGUUUAUUAUGCAAGGAUUCAACAGCACCACUCCGCCGACCCCGGACACGUUCUCGCAGGUGCAACAACAGCCAGCUGUGUCCGAAGCAACUCUGCCAUAUGAACCGCUGGAUGAACCAGAAGAUGAUGGCGAGAUUCUGGUGGGCAUGGGCUUAUAUGACACACCGGAUAAGUUUAAUGAGGACCCCCAACUGAACAACUACCGGUCGACAGUUUCAUCCCUCUUGGGAUCCUCAUAUCGACCACUUGAGCCUCAGGGUAAAGGUCUCAAGCUUGAAGAGACUUGGGAACCGCCGAAGGCUGAGGAUGAAGAAGACGAAGAAGAAGAAGACGACGACGAAGAGGGCGGUGGUGAGGAUGAGGAGGGCGACGACGACUAA
This is a messenger RNA of Pochonia chlamydosporia 170, 1116 nucleotides long. RefSeq lists its product as hypothetical. Bases 1 to 1116 code for a protein of 371 amino acids. The record is from RefSeq and is a predicted model, not a curated record. The transcript has a single exon. Lineage: Eukaryota; Fungi; Ascomycota; Sordariomycetes; Hypocreales; Clavicipitaceae.